Molecule: messenger RNA, 3956 nt
Organism: Chlorocebus sabaeus (green monkey)
Lineage: Eukaryota; Metazoa; Chordata; Mammalia; Primates; Cercopithecidae
Gene: MOV10L1
Product: Mov10 like RNA helicase 1
Molecular function (GO): helicase activity
Source: RefSeq, a predicted model, not a curated record
CCCCAUUGGUCGCGGGCGGCGGGAGCGGCGCGGUCGCGUGCGGGCGGCGGCGGCGGUGGCGGCGGCCGAGGCCGGGCGAGGGUCAUGUUGAGCCUCGCGGCCAAGCUGGUGGCCUUCUUCUGGAGGACGGCGGACACCCCUAGGGAGGAAACUGGGCGGCUGGAGCCCGAGCUCGCGGAAGGUGACACUAAGCUGAAAACUGUACGGGGUGUCGUGACAAGGUACUGCAGCGAUUAUGGCAUGAUUGAUGAUUUGAUCUACUUCUCCAGUGAUGCUGUGACUAGCAAAGUGCUUCUGAAUGUUGGACAGGAAGUGAUUGCAGUUGUGGAAGAAAAUAAAGUGUCCAAUGGACUGAAAGCAAUCAGGGUAGAAGCUGUCUCUGAUAAAUGGGAAGACGACAGCAGAAACCAAGGCAGUCCCUCAGACUGCAGUCCCCGAGUGCUGAUUGGCUGUGUGACUUCUCUGGUGGAGGGCGCAGGCUGUAUCAGUCAGACCACCUACUUCUCUCUGGAGAGUGUGUGCGAAGGCUUCGAGCCCUGCAAGGGAGACUGGGUAGAGGCUGAGUACCAGAUCCGGCCCGGCACAUGGAACAGCGAAGCCACCUCGGUGAAGCCGCUGAGAUACAAGCGCGUGGACAAGGUCUGCAUCUCUAGCCUCUGUGGAAGGAACGGGGUGAUUGAGGAAAGCAUCUUCUUCACCUUGGACUCCUUGAAACUGCCAGACGGGUACACACCCCGGAGAGGUGACAUGGUCAAUGCAGUGGUGGUGGAGAGCAGCCAGUCGUGCUACGUCUGGAGGGCGCUCUGUAUGACCCUAGUGAAGAGGCGAGACGCCGCCCCCGUUCAUGAGGCCACUCAGUUCUAUGGAACCAUUUUGUUGAAGAACAAAGGUGAUAUUGAAGUUACACAGAUGACACAUUUUGGAACCCUAAAGGAAGGAAGAAGUAAAACUAUGGUGAUCUGGAUAGAGAAUAAAGGAGACAUUCCUCAAAACUUAGUCAGCUGUAAACUGGCUGGCUGGGAUCAAUCUAAACAAUUCAGAUUUCAAAUGCUGGAUAAAGACCAGACGUGCCCCAUAGUAUCUUUUGUUUCUGUUUCUGAGAAGGAGGAUUCAUCAGAUGAAAAUGUUAAUUCAUUAAAUAGCCACACAAAAAACACAAUCUCUCAGAUGUCAGAGAACGGUUUGGUGAACAACAGAGGAAUCUCUCCAGGUGAUUAUACCUGUAAAGGAGAAAAUGGAGAAAAAGACAUUCUCUCAAGGAAGCAGAUGACAGAGCCCGAGCCUGGGGGGCUUGUCCCUCCAGGGGGAAAAACCUUCAUUGUGGUCGUAUGUGAUGGAAAAAAUCCUGGCCGCUGCAAGGAGCUCCUUUUGCUUUGUUUUUCCGAUUUCCUGAUUGGGCGAUACCUUGAAGUAAAUGUUAUCAGUGGGGAGGAGUCACUAAUUGCUGUGCGCGAACCAUUUUCUUGGAAAAAGCUUAAAAGUUCACAAGCAUUAACAUCCGCAAAAACGACAGUUGUUGUGACCACACAGAAAAGGAACUCAAGACGACAACUUCCAAGUUUUCUUCCACAAUAUCCAAUCCCAGAUAGACUUAGAAAAUGUGUGGAACAAAAAAUUGACAUCCUGACUUUCCAGCCAUUACUUGCAGAGCUUCUGAACAUGUCAAAUUACAAGGAGAAGUUUUCGACUUUGCUGUGGCUUGAGGAGAUUUAUGCAGAAAUGGAACUGAAAGAGUAUAACAUGAGCGGGAUCGUCUUGAGAAGGAAUGGGGAUCUGCUGGUUCUGGAGGUCCCAGGGUUGGCCGAAGGGAGACCUUCUCUAUACCCAGGUGAUAAACUGAUUUUAAAAACUCAAGAGUACAAUGGACAUGCCAUCGAAUACAUCAGCUAUGUGACUGAGAUUCAUGAAGAAGAUGUAACUCUUAAAAUUAAUCCAGAAUUUGAACAAGCCUAUAACUUUGAACCUAUGGAUGUGGAAUUCACAUAUAAUAGGACUACAAGCAGACGGUGUCACUUUGCACUUGAACAAGUCAUCCACUUAGGUGUAAAAGUGUUGUUUCCAGAAGAAAUUAUUUUACAGUCUCCCCAAGUGACAGGAAAUUGGAACCAUGAACAAGACAUCAAAAGCAAUGGACAGUCUACUAGCAAAAAGAAUGGGAAAACGAUGACGGACCAAGCUGAACAUGGAACAAAGGAGAGACGUGUUGGUGACAAGGACCUGCCGGCGCUGGCGCCCUUUACUGCAGAGAUGAGUGAUUGGGUAGAUGAAAUUCAGACCCCUAAAGCAAGAAAGAUGGAGUUUUUCAAUCCGGUGCUAAAUGAAAAUCAGAAGUUAGCAGUUAAAAGGAUUCUGAGUGGCGACUGCCGUCCCCUCCCAUAUAUUCUCUUUGGACCUCCUGGGACUGGAAAGACAGUGACAAUAAUAGAGGCUGUUUUACAGGUACACUUUGCCUUGCCGGACAGUCGGAUUUUAGUCUGUGCGCCCUCCAACAGUGCCGCUGACCUCGUGUGUCUGCGGCUGCACGAGAGCAAGGUGCUACGGCCAGCCACUAUGGUCCGGGUGAACGCCACCUGCAGGUUUGAGGAGAUAGUUAUCGAUGCUGUCAAACCGUAUUGCAGAGACGGAGAAGACAUCUGGAAAGCCUCACGCUUCCGGAUAAUCAUCACCACUUGCAGCAGCUCAGGGCUGUUUUACCAAAUAGGAGUGAGAGUUGGACACUUCACUCACGUGUUUGUGGAUGAGGCCGGGCAGGCAAGUGAGCCAGAAUGCCUCAUUCCUCUGGGGCUGAUGUCAGACGUCAGUGGCCAGAUUGUGCUGGCAGGAGACCCCAUGCAGCUCGGCCCAGUCAUUAAGUCCAGACUCGCCAUGGCCUAUGGGCUGAACGUGUCCUUGUUGGAACGGCUGAUGUCUCGACCUGCGUACCAGAGGGACGAAAAUGCUUUCGGUGCUUGUGGCGCACAUAACCCCCUGUUGGUCACAAAGCUGGUGAAGAACUACCGGUCCCACGAGGCCCUGCUGACCCUGCCCUCACAGCUGUUCUACCACAGGGAACUCGAGGUCUGUGCGGACCCUACAGUGGUGACCUCUUUGCUGGGCUGGGAGAAGUUGCCUAAGAAAGGCUUCCCUCUCAUCUUCCAUGGUGUGCGGGGCAGCGAGGCACGGGAGGGAAAAAGCCCAUCGUGGUUCAACCCGGCCGAGGCCGUCCAGGUCCUGCGCUACUGCUGCCUCCUGGCCCAGAGUAUCUCCAGUCAGGUGUCUGCCAGCGACAUUGGCGUCAUCACGCCCUACCGGAAGCAGGUGGAGAAAAUCAGAAUUCUUUUGCGUAAUGUUGAUCUGAUGGAUAUAAAGGUUGGAUCAGUAGAGGAGUUUCAAGGACAAGAGUAUCUGGUCAUCAUCAUUUCGACCGUACGGUCAAAUGAAGAUAGAUUUGAAGAUGAUCGAUAUUUUUUGGGUUUCUUGUCCAACUCAAAAAGAUUUAAUGUUGCAAUCACCAGACCCAAAGCUUUGCUGAUAGUGCUGGGAAACCCCCAUGUUCUCGUUCGAGACCCCUGUUUUGGUGCUUUGCUGGAAUACAGUAUUACAAAUGGUGUUUACAUGGGAUGCGAUUUACCUCCUGAACUGCAGUCUCUGCAAAACUGUGGCGACGGGGUGGCAGACCCCUCCUACCCAGUGGUGCCAGAAUCCACAGGACCAGAGAAGCGUCAGGAGCCCAACUGAUCUGCAGUGGCUGACAGCAGAGAGACCAUGUGUUCGGCCUGGCCACGUUGCCGUUUCCAUCUGCUCCGUGGCUCCUGUGGCCUGCGUUUGUCUCACAGCCAGGCAGGGCUGUGUGUGGGUGUGGGGCUGCCAGGUUGAACCCAGCUGCUGCUGCCCUGACUUUGGCAUAUGCCAGCCUGUUCCUGCCACGGGGCAGUCACUGCCGCCCACCCUGAAAUAAACCCUUGAGUGACCCCCAG